AUGAAAGUUAUCUACUACGCAAUAAGCUUUUUCAUGCUUGUUAUUUCCGCUGCAUCCACGCUGAGCGGCUUAUUUAAGGUGUCGUGGGUUUUCAAACGCUCUGUGAACAACAUAGGGCUGUUCAGAAUCUGUUACGAUAAAUUAGGCGUGCAAGAAUGUCAGAGAUUCCCUAAUCAAGGCACUUGCGACGAACUUGGUGAAGCGUUCUGCACAGUGUGGUCCUCCGCAGGCUACACCAUACAAUUAUCCUUUAUAUUUCUCGUCCCUUGUCUUUGUGCGAUUACGCUCAUCGCUUGUAUCGGUCGCAAGGGCGGCAAGAAACGUCGUGAAGGGUGGAGAUUGAUGACAUGCUUAAUGGUUCUGUAUUCCUCGCUUCAGCUCUUCACCGUCAUAACCGUGGCUGUCUUCAGCAAGACUAAGAAUCUCGGCCACCUAGGCACUGGAUUCUACAUGACGCUCGUCGCUGUUUUACUUUCUUUCACGGCAUGCUUCAUUCAGAUCAUAGCCGGAUUCUCAGCUUCACGUAAUUAUGCAUGGGCUAAAGAAGAGAAAGAUUACUGGUUCACUGGACGCAGGUCAAGUAGUCUUACUGCAGAUGAACACACGCCAUUGAUCAGCCACGGUUGA
Molecule: messenger RNA, 627 nt
Organism: Wallemia ichthyophaga EXF-994
Lineage: Eukaryota; Fungi; Basidiomycota; Wallemiomycetes; Wallemiales; Wallemiaceae
Exons: 2
Coding region: 1-627 (208 amino acids)
Source: RefSeq, a predicted model, not a curated record